AUGUCAGUGAGCAGUUUCCCGACUAAGCCAGACGACAGGGAAUCCAAGAGGGCUAGAACGAGCGCCACGCCAUUAAUCGGGUUCACGGAGGAAGACAAACAAGGAACUAUCCAACCCUACGAUGAUGCCUUAGUCGUUACGCUCAGAAUAGGAGGUUAUGACGUGAAAAGGGUGUUAGUUGAUCAAGGCAGCGCAGUGAAGAUAAUGUACCCUGAUUUGUAUAAGGGACUGAACUUGAAGCAGGAAGACUUGUCGCCAUACGAUUCCCCCCUGGUUAGCUUUGAAGGAAAGGUCGUCAUCCCGAGAGGCAUGAUUAGGUUGCCUGUGCAAACAGACUCAGAUGUGGUAGAAGUGAACUUCAUUGUCGUAAAUACAUACUCCCCUUACACAGCCAUCGUGGCCCGGCCAUGGCUUCACGCACUGGGGGCUGUGUCGUCAACCUUGCACCAAAAGGUGAAAUAUCCGUCAGGAGGUCAGAUCAAAGAGAUAAUAGGGAACCAGGGAACCAGGGAGCGCCACGCCAUUAAUCGGGUUCACGGAGGAAGACAAACAAGGAACUAUCCAACCCUACGAUGA
Messenger RNA from Quercus lobata, 576 nucleotides. RefSeq lists its product as uncharacterized. Lineage: Eukaryota; Viridiplantae; Streptophyta; Magnoliopsida; Fagales; Fagaceae. The transcript has a single exon. The record is from RefSeq and is a predicted model, not a curated record. Bases 1 to 576 code for a protein of 191 amino acids.